AUCAUUUUUUUUAGUCGCUGUGAGUGUGUGGAAUUUGAUGGGUCGCUCUCGCUUUGAACUUUUGCAACGCAAUGUCAAGCACAUUUCGCACAUUGCAUCAUGAGUAUUCGUAGAAUUUGCUUUUACAGUGAAAUUUCCGUGCAUUAAAGAAGCGAAACAGCAUGAUAAACACGUCGAGAGUGCAAUGAAGAUUGUUUCCACAUAGGGCUGUGAUAAUUAGCGUUUUUUGACAUCCGUUUCCACGUGGUUCGAACUUCGAGUUACCUGCUGUCAUUUCGAAGUCUACGUGUCUUGAAAAGCGUUUCUUUUGUGUUUUGUUCGUGUUUGCAUUUAAAAGGAGACAUGGAGACGUUAAAUAUGGCUAAGCUUAAUCUAUCCAGCGUUAGAAACAACGCGCCAGUUGAGAAUGCCCCGCCGAAACAAGAAGUUUCGGACACCAAGUCGGACACCAGCCUACUAACAGACCCUGAGGAGGAGUAUCACUGUGAAUAUAGCAAGGACAUCUGGAAGACACUGCUGGAGCAGGAUGCUGAGAAGCAACCCAUCCAUCUUCAGUCACCACAGUUGGAGUUCCGAGGCUCCCUGGUCCAGCAGCUGCGGGAUGUGAGCAAGAAGCUGGGCCUCACGCAGGCCUCCCUGCACUCGGCUGUGGCACAGCUCGACUUGUUCAUGGACGCGCACUGCCUGAGAGCUGACCGGCUCACUCACGUUGCGUUGGCUUGUUUGAGUCUGGCAGCAAAAAGCGAAGAGAAUUUCAGCAGGGCACCCACACUCAAGACGUUAUCAAAAGUCAGCGGAGUCCAGCUAUGUGGCAAGGCCUUCAGACAGCUGGAGUGGAUGGUGGGCCAGCACGUCAAGUGGAGGCUGCUGGCGCCCACUCCGGUGACCUUCGCGUCUCUACUGGCACAGUAUGUGGUCACCGACUGCGACUUGACCACGAGGCAUCCCAAGUUUGUGAGGAGAUUCAAACGUGAUGGAGCUAAACUUUUGGAAGCGUAUUUGGAUAUAACUUUGUCUGAUGUGCGUCUAAAGGCGGCGGAGUGCGUGGACGUGGGCUGCGCCUGCGUGGCGUGCGCGCGAGCCGAGCUCGGCCUGAGCGCGUGGCCCGCGUGGCUGGCCGCCGCCGCCGGCCGCGAGCGCCCCACCGUGGCGCCCCUGGCGCGGCUGCUGCAGCGAAUGAUGCAAAAGCUGAAAUCCCGUGAAAAUCCAGACUCAGAGCUAGAUCAAGGCUACAGUAGCGCGAAGACUUCACCAAACGUAACACCCUGUACAUCACCCAGCCACCAGAUAUCGCCAUCAAGUUCCUGCAGCGCAUCGUCCCGUAUAAGCAUCAUAGACACAUCGUAUAGACAACAUCCGGUGAGGCAAGACAUAUCCUCUACGUUCCUAGAUCAUUCUAGAAGGCAAGAUGUAUCCUCUACGUUCAUAGACCAACAUUCUAGAAGGCAGGAUGUAUCCUCCGUCUUAGAUGUCAGUGAUACAAAUUUGUCAGAUGUACCAAACCUGCAAUACACUAAUAUAUAUAGACUGCCCAUCGAUGUGACCCAAAGGGUCAACAACCCGGCUGACUAUAGGUUCUGUCGGUCAAACAGGUUGCUGGAAUCUGGUUACGAUUCUGUGCAACCGUCUGCCGGUGUUGCAGUUAAACGUGGCUUAGAUAGUAACGUAGAGUUGGAUAGGAAAAGGUAUCGGUUAACGUCACAGUUGUCUCAGGUGGUUCUAUGAUUGUUUGUGGUUUCAUCUAGUCUGUGGCUUUGGUACGGAUGACGGUUGAUUUCUUUUUAAUUUCUCAAUUAACAGUGCUAGGGACUGUUUCUUGGACGACGGAAAACCUGUUGAAAUCAGUGAAACUGCAAAAUUCUAUUACAUUUGUUAUGUUUGCAUUUUGUGUUAUAAUUGCGCUUUUGCCUUUUUAUACAGGUAUAUUCUCAACAAAAUCACAUCUAGACUGAUGAACUUAAUUUUCCUAUGUUUUUGCAUUUACUUUAAUUUCCUCUGUGUUACUGAAAAUGGUCUUUGAUUGUUACAACGUCAGUCUAGAGAAGUGCAGACUAUGGCAGUAAAACUGAAAAUGUCAAAGAUUACUUACAUAAAAUGCAUCUAAAACGGCUAUUAUUUAAAAACCAUGGUCACAAGUAAGCCCCUGUGAAAGAACACCAGUUCAUUACAUUUAUUUGUUGUAUUAUUUUCUUGUUUUAAUGUCAUUAUGUGCAUUUUAGUGCCGUUAUUUUGUUUCUGUCUCUAACAAGGUUGGUUAUUCGCAAUAGCGCUAAAAUAGUAGUACUCUGCAAUUUGUUAUGUUAAAGUUGACGGUUGCAUGUCAAAUUUCGGUUUAAUAUGAUGCUUAGAUUAGCGUGUUGACGAAUAAUGUUUUACUUUUGACAACUGUCCUGUUAAUAAACCUCGCUUUAACAAAUAAGUGACGUAAAUAACCAUCUAUAAUGACUGUAAUUAGUUAAUGACCUUCAGAACUUUCCUCUGCCCCAAUUUUUUUGUAAACUACACACAUAUUAUAAAGCUGAACAUUCUGAUAUGUAUUUAUUAAAAAAAAUAUAUCUACCUCUUUAGUUCAUGUUAUUUUGUAGAGGUUUUUCACACUGCCCUGGUCCAACCUCUCGUAAUAUUAAAUCUUAAUCAUCUUUUAGUUUAAUUUUAGUCAAAUAUUGCGUUAAUGAUUAAAAAAAAAAUUAAUUAGUAAUGUCAGAAAAGUAAAAAUAAUUUGAGAUUGCGAAAAUAUUGCGAUCUAAAACAUAUAUAAUAUCUGUGGCAAAUAAUAUACACUGUGCUUAAACAUAUUAAACAUUCUUACUUAUUAUAUAAUAAUUCAGAGUAGUUUAAAAUUGUUAUACUCCGUUCAUUAAAUUGAAAAGAGUGAAAAAACUACUAUAAUCUGGUUUUACUAUCGCUUUUUUAUUAAUUAUUAUUAAUCCAAAAAAUACUAACAUACCACAUUUUAUAACAUAUUCUGUAAUGUUAGAUAGGAACAAAUACUGUCAUAUUCAUGAUCUUUAAUUCAAAAACUUUAAAAAGAUAGCAAUAUAUAUCAUGAGAUUGAAAGUAUUGGUUAAAAAAUGUACGUAAACUCUAAAAAGACGCUCUCUAAUGAGUGCUUUGAAAUGCCCAAAUAUAAGCUUAUUUAAAAUAAAUAUAAUAAUUUAUUAAAAUGAAUGUCACUCAUCAUCAUCUGUUUAUAUCAAUAUAGAUCGAUUAAAAAAAUUUGUUUGUUCAUUGUCCAUCACAAUAUUUUGAGAUGGGAUAUGAAAUUUUGUUUUUCUUCAUCCUAUCUAACAGUUAUACUCAAAUGUAUGCGAUUCGAAUAAAUUAACUAACAAAAAGAGAUUGUAUAAUCGAAAUAAUACUGCCGUAAAUAUAUUAUAAUGUAAGCUAUUUUAUAUAAUGUAUCAAUAACUUCACAUAUUUGCGUAUAUUAGGCCUGUUACACUGUGACAUUAAAAUCUUAACACACCCGUGUGUUGGCAUGAUCCAUGUAAACCAAAGCCUGUGAACGCAAAUUCAUUAUGUAUUUUAUUCAUGAUUGUUUGCAAUAUCUUACAAAUAGACUGAGCAAAAUUUUUUUUUAUAUUUUUGGAUUUUGGUGCCGGCAAAAAAUAAGUUAUAAACAGUUUCCUGUGUGUUGUUAAUAUUUCAAUGUCACAGAAUUCAAGGCCCAGUGUGUAAGUAAUUUUUAAGACUGAUAGACAAAGAGAAAGAGCAUUGAGAAUGCGAUGUAUGGCGGCACGCGGCGAAGUGUAAACAAAUCACUUGAGAAUGAUAAUAAAAUUAUCAUCAUCUAUUGUAAGUUAUUGCUCGUCCAGCUAAAGAUAAUUCGAGCAUUUAUAGUGCGAUAUAAAAGAGUAGAAAUUAAUAAAAAUGGAACUAAUAAACUCGCUGGGUGGCAACUCCACAUCACUGUCAUUAUCACAAGGAUCAUCAUAGAGCAACCAAUCAUUAUUGAUAGUUUUAUCAGAUUUCUAAAAUUAGGUAUUAUUUGUUUAAAUAAUGUUUGUUGUUGACCACAACUAACAUUGAGAUGUGGAAAUUUCCUCUUUUGAGCGCCUCAUUUAUCAUGAACUAGUAACACAUCUAACAUUUAACAUCAUUGAUAUGAACGACAAUAAAUGAAGUAGAGCACCCCAUUUAUUUUCUACUCUUUUGUGUCACACUAUACGUACACAUGUUUUAAAUACAUGUGAUUUUUUUAAAAAGAAUACAAUUUAGGCUUCUUUGUAGAGGCUGAUGGUUGCCAAAGCCAAUGUCUCUAUUUUCAUUUCAUAAUAACAAAUGAAUAAUUUUAUAUAAUUACUUACUUAGUUGAUUUUCUUUUUAAGGUGAUUUUUUAAUUAUUGUGAGUCGAACUGUGAUUUUAGCAGAAUUUAUAGUUUAAGCAGUCCUCCCAGUGAAAAGUAGAGUAUUGUUGCGUACUUUAGAACGUUUUAAGUGUUGUAGGAACAAAAUGGCGAAUACAUGCCUUGAAUAUCUUUAUUUUAGUUGAUUUAAUACUACUGAGUGGGGUGGACUGUUAUAAUUUAAAUAAUAAUUUAAUAUAAUUUGAUUUUGUGAAAUAACAGUUUGGUUUUUGGCCAUUUUUGUAAUAAUUUAAAUAAUUCCAAAGUAAUGAAAAGUUUUCCUGUGUAAAACAUCACCUUAAUAUAUUUUUCUAGUAUUUAAUAGUUUAAUUUAUCUGCAUAACAUACAGAUUAUGUUAUAUUGUAAAUAUUGCACUAGAUGGUUGAAGUUUUUUUAUUUGCUCUGACUAAUGGAGGAAAAUAGUCGAUGAAUUGUUAUUUCGUUGCGUUUAUAUUUUCUAAAGGAGAAAGUUCUCAAUUAUGAUUUUUUCAAUUAACUUUCGUAUAACCAUUAUUUGGUUGUAUGGACAUGAUUACCUCUUAGUUUGCGCAUAUUUAAUUACAAAUGCGGGACUUUUAAUCUCAUGUAAUCGAUCUCUGUCUCUUGGCAGUUUCAAUUUUAUAAAUUUGUUCCUAUGGAAGUUUUUUUUUUGGUUUUCCAUGUGAUCUUAUGCAAAAAUUGUAAAUGAUCGAGAUCUCAAUGAUUCAAACCUCAAUGUGUCUUAAAAAAAGGGUGAAAAGGUAAAUCGUAAACUGAACUAAGAUCACCAUAUUAUUCGUUUUUUGACAGUUAAUAACCUGUCAAAAAACGAGUAACGUGAUGAUUGUAGUAUAAGGUUAGAUGUACUAAAAGUAUUGUUGGAUAGAAAUAUAUAAAGUAUCAAUGUAUAAAGGAACUUAGAAAAACUAAUAAAACUGAAAUGCUUCUAGUGCGAUACAUGCCUUAGCGAAUUAAUAAAAAUGAAAAAUACAUUUAUUUAUUUUUUUAUAAGGGUUGUUAGUGAUGGCGAGAGGUUGUGAAAUUGUGAAUAGAAAAGAAUGUUGAAUGUAUUUAAUUUAUUUUUUACACAAUAGUGUUUUAGACACAGAUAAAGGAAAAAAAAUAAGAAAAUAUAAACUGCAAAGGUGACUGUCGGUGUUUGUCCGACCAAAUGUAACUGAUAUUUUCUUUUAUUAAGUUAUAAUAGACUAUAUGAUUAUUAUCAUAAGAUCUAUUUUGCUUUGAUAUUCAGUUACGAAAAAAAUAUCAAGCGUGAUCAGGAUUCAUGUGAAUAUAAGCAUAAAAAACUGCAUAUCUUUCACUUAUUUCACAAUUAUGAAUGUCUUCUUUUGCUAUCUAUUCAAUAUUUUUCUAUUAGUAUUAACUCUGACAGUCGGCUGUGCAAUCAAAUUUAAACAUGUUACAAAAAUCAUCUUUUUUCCUUUAAUUGUGUCAUUGUAUUCUAAAAAAAGUUUUUUUUUGUUAACGUUACAUAUUUAUGUGCUGGAACCGCGUAAUUUAUUUCGAUUGCAGUGGACGUAGCUAUUUCUUUUAAUUAUUCUGCAUUAAUGAUGUCUUACUUUUUGUGAGUUGUUAGGAGAACCUAUAUAUUUUAAAAGCAAAUUUUUAGAUUUUUAUUAUGCUGAGAAACUGUUUUUUAUUUAUUUAUACAACACAACAGUACAAUAUUUUUCUUAUUUUAUGAUUGUACAUGACGCAAUAGCUACGUCCCUCCCUCAAAAUGUGUUUUGUGGGUUAUUUUUGUUAUGCCUAUACCAAAAAAAAUGCUUUUUUCUUAUUAUUACAAAGUUACCAUUGUAAAAAUUUAUCGUAAUAUUUCUCGAACCUCACCUUUGUUAAGUCUGUUGUAAUGUAAGGUCAGCAAAUAAACCCAAUGUUUAGUAAUUUUUCAAAGCCAAUUUUUUUACUCAUAGAAAUUGAUUAAUCGACAAUUUUUUUUGCUGACAGUACAUAUGUCGGUCGGAUGUAUAAUUAAAAAUGUAACGUGCUUCCGAUGUUAAAAACACUGUAUUCCAUGUAGUGGAAACACACUUAUAACAAGCCACGCGGUUUAAUACAUUUAUUUAUCUGGUUAUUUAAACUAUUAGAAGAAAGUAAAGAGACGCGUUUGUCGUGUCUAUUGUUUAGUGUGUGGUGGUUUGUUGUAAGUAUGCUGGAUUUAUAUAUAAAGUUAAAAAUAAAGCCGAUUUUUUGUACUUAA
Messenger RNA from Bicyclus anynana (squinting bush brown), 6547 nucleotides. RefSeq lists its product as uncharacterized. Lineage: Eukaryota; Metazoa; Arthropoda; Insecta; Lepidoptera; Nymphalidae. Gene Ontology annotation, molecular function: cyclin-dependent protein serine/threonine kinase regulator activity. Gene Ontology annotation, cellular component: nucleus; cyclin-dependent protein kinase holoenzyme complex; cytoplasm. Bases 343 to 1725 code for a protein of 460 amino acids. The record is from RefSeq and is a predicted model, not a curated record. Gene Ontology annotation, biological process: mitotic cell cycle phase transition; regulation of cyclin-dependent protein serine/threonine kinase activity. The transcript is spliced from 6 exons.